UACCCAGCAGGCACUGAGAGGGAGGUGGAGGACGAGAAGGAUCUGCCCAGUGUCAGAGAGGGAGCACUGAAGAUCACACUGCAUGUCCUAAAUAACAUGAACCACACAGAUCUCGCUAACACACUGCACAACAAGUCUAUAGGUCCUGUAUAUCAGCCAAAGUUGAAGUCCAAGCUGAGAGAGAAGUUUAAAAGAAUUAAUGAAGGAAUCUCACAACAUGGAAGCUCAGCACUUCUGAACGAGAUCUACACUGAGAUUUACAUCACAGAGUGUUGGAGUGGAGACGUCAAUAAUGAACACGAGGUGAGACAGAUUGAGACAGUGUCCAGGAGACCAGCAACACAGGAGACACCCAUCCAAUGUAAUGAUCUCUUUAAAGACAAGUCCAUCAGAACUGUGCUGACUAAAGGAAUAGCAGGAAUUGGAAAAACAGUCUCUGUGCAGAAGUUCAUUCUGGACUGGGCUGAAGGAGAAGCAAAUCAGGAUGUCACCUUCAUGUUCCCACUUCCCUUUAGAGAGCUGAAUCUGAUGAAGCAGCAAAAUCUCAGUCUGAUGAAUUUUCUUUAUCACUUUUUCCCAGAAAUCAGAAAACUAGCAAUGAUUAACUGUGAUUAUUACAAAGUCCUGUUCAUCUUUGAUGGUCUGGAUGAGUGUCGACUUCCUCUAAAUUUCCAGAACAAUGAGCUACUGCUUGAUGUGACAGAGUCAGCCUCAGUAGAUGUACUACUGACAAACCUCAUCAAGGGGAAUCUGCUUCCCUCUGCUCUCCUCUGGAUAACCUCCCGACCAGGAGCAGCCAAUCAGAUACCUUCUGAAUGUGUUGACCAUGUAACAGAGGUACGAGGCUUCAGUGAUCCACAGAAAGAGGAGUACUUCAGGAAGAGGAUCAGUGAUCAGAUCCUGGCUAAUAAAAUCAUCAGACACCUGAAGUCUUCAAGAAGCCUCUACAUCAUGUGCCACAUCCCAGUCUUCUGCUGGAUCUCAGCCACUGUUCUAGAGAGAAUGUUGGGUGAAGCAGAAAGUCGAGAGAUCCCCAAGACUCUGACUCAAAUGUUCACACACUUCCUGAUCUUUCAGAUCAAACACAAGGAUCAAAAGUACCAUCAGAAAUGUGACCCUGAUCCUCAGCAGACCAGAGAGAGUAUCCUGGCACUGGGAAAACUGGCUUUCCAUCAGCUGGAGAAAGGAAACCUGAUCUUCUAUGAGGAAGACCUGAGAGAGUGUGGCAUUGAUGUUAGAGAAGUGUCAGUGUAUUCAGGAGUGUGUACCCAGAUCUUCAGAGAGGAGUUUGGGCUUCACCUGGGGAAGGUGUUCAGCUUUGUCCAUCUGAGUGUUCAGGAGUUUCUGGCCGCUUUAUACGUAUAUUUAAGCUUUAUUUUUGAAAAGACAAAUGUGCUUGUGGAGAAAAGCACUGGAAUUUUAAUUUUCUUCAGAACUCCAACCAUUUCUGAUCUCCUCAGGAGUGCAGUGGACAAGGCCUUACAGAGUGAGAUUGGACACCUGGACAUGUUCCUCCGCUUUCUUCUGGGUCUCUCACUGGAGUCCAAUCAGACUCUCUUACGAGACUUAAUGCCACAGACAGGAAGUAGCUCUCACAGCAAACAGGAAACAGUGGAUUACAUCAAGGUGAAGAUCAGGGAGAAUCCUUCUCCAGAGAAAUCCAUCAAUCUGUUCCACUGUCUAAAUGAACUGAAUGAUCAUUCUCUAGUGCAGGAAGUACAAACUUACAUGAAAGGUGUCGGUUACAGACUUCUCAGUGGAACCAGUCUCUCUCCUGCUCAGUGGUCAGCUCUGGUGUUUGUGUUACUGAACUCAGAACAGGAGCUGGAUGAGUUUGAUUUGAGGAAAUAUGAUCCAUCAGAUGAAUGUCUUCUGAGGCUGCUGCCAGCACCUCAACAUGUGGACCCAAUGCAUUUCCUUGUGUCCCUUGCUCCACUGUUUGGUGUCCAGAAGGAUGAUGCACCCCUAUUGGGGGCUGUUGGCAUCCAGAAGGAUGAUGCACCCCUAUUGGAGGCUGUUGGCGUCCAGAAGGAUGAUGCACCCCUAUUGGAGGCUGUAUGGCUGCUCAUUAGUCUGUGGAAGUGUAACCUGACAGAGGAAAGCUGUAGAGUUCUGUCCUCAGUUCUCACCUCAAACUCCUCCAGACUGAGAGAACUGAGCCUGAGUGGAAAUAAACUGCAGGACUCAGGAGUGAAGCUGCUCUCUGAUGGACUGAAGAAUCCACACUGUACACUGGAGAAA
Tachysurus fulvidraco (yellow catfish) is the source of this 2241-nucleotide messenger RNA. Its product is annotated as NACHT, LRR and PYD domains-containing protein 3-like. The annotation marks the transcript as partial. The transcript is spliced from 5 exons. Lineage: Eukaryota; Metazoa; Chordata; Actinopteri; Siluriformes; Bagridae. The record is from RefSeq and is a predicted model, not a curated record.